Engraulis encrasicolus (European anchovy) is the source of this 2361-nucleotide messenger RNA. RefSeq names its product MOB kinase activator 1B-like. The transcript is spliced from 6 exons. Gene Ontology annotation, molecular function: protein kinase activator activity. NCBI's taxonomy places the organism in Eukaryota, Metazoa, Chordata, Actinopteri, Clupeiformes, Engraulidae. Gene Ontology annotation, cellular component: nucleus; cytoplasm. The record is from RefSeq and is a predicted model, not a curated record. Gene Ontology annotation, biological process: positive regulation of protein phosphorylation; hippo signaling. The coding region runs from base 179 to 829 and encodes 216 amino acids.
CAGAGAAGCCCGAAGUUGGUUACCAAGUGCUCUGCACGAUUCUCCCGGUUAGAGCUACAGUUUCUACAAGGGCUGGGUCAAGCUUCUUCUUGCCGUCAACAGCGUUAAAAACGGGUACUGUGGACGGUAAGAAGUAGCUGGUCCCCCGGAGACAUCGCACAUCAGCAAAUUGAGCAAAAUGAGCUUCUUGUUUGGGAACCGUUCAUCCAAAACCUUUAAACCCAAGAAGAACAUCCCCGAAGGCUCUCAUCAGUACGAGCUCUUGAAGCAUGCAGAGGCCACACUUGGCAGCGGAAACCUGCGGAUGGCGGUGACGCUACCGGAUGGAGAGGACCUCAAUGAAUGGGUGGCCGUGAACACGGUGGACUUCUUCAACCAGAUCAACAUGCUGUAUGGGACCAUCACAGACUUCUGCACAGAGGAGAGCUGCCCUGUAAUGUCUGCUGGGCCAAAGUAUGAGUACCACUGGGCUGAUGGGACCAACAUCAAAAAGCCAAUAAAAUGCUCUGCUCCGAAAUACAUUGACUAUCUAAUGACUUGGGUCCAGGACCAACUAGAUGAUGAAACACUGUUCCCUUCUAAAAUCGGUGUGCCGUUCCCCAAGAACUUCAUGUCGGUGGCCAAGACCAUCCUGAAGCGGCUGUUCCGCGUCUACGCCCACAUCUACCACCAGCACUUUGACUCGGUCAUGCAGCUGCAGGAGGAGGCCCACCUCAACACCUCCUUCAAACACUUCAUCUUCUUCGUGCAGGAGUUCAACCUGAUUGAGCGAAAGGAGCUAGCACCUCUGCAGGAGCUGAUCGAGAAGCUGACAACAAAGGACAGAUAGACGGAGAGGUGGAACGGGGGGGGGAGAGAAGAGUGACCCCAGUACACGACUAACUUCUCCUCUGUUCCCUGCUGUUCUCCUUAACUCUGUACAGAUGUCCGUCUUGCCUUGACUACCUACAAAUCUCAGUCGCACACCAUUGCUAAAAUAAUUUCUUAACCAAUGGAGGAGAGUAGUAUUGUCACUAUAUCAUAGAAAUAAUCCUGCCCAGAAGAUCCUGUUAAGAACAGAAAAAGUGGGGACCCAGGCUAACUAUAGAGACGUCUUAUACAGGCACCUCUUCUUGUUCAGGUCUAGUUAUAUGGUCAAAUGGACAUUAGGCCAAUGGGUCUUGAUUAGGCAAAUGGGGAAUAGAGAUGGCGUCUCCCUUCAGUUUGGGUAGGUCUUCUAAUGAAAAGGUACUACAUUGCUGCCACCUAGUGGUUGAAUAACUUCACUACUUCUCUAUCUGGCAGCUCUUGAGUGUUUUUUUUUGUUUUGUUUUUUUUUAACUGUUGGGGUGUGCCAAGUUGAAAUUAUGUAGUGAUCCAGACAGUAGGAUGGAUAAAGAUGAAUUGAUGAAGAUAUCCUUGUUUCCUAUGCAAUCAUAAGAAAAUUAUCUUUCUUUUUUCCCCGUUCGGUGAGGUUGCACAGAAUGUGUCAUGGAUAUGUUUUAUCAUCCAGCUACAGUGUCAUUCAUUGUACGAUUACAUUAAUCUGAACAGGCUUUCAUUUGAAAAGGAUGUUGGUAUUUCAUAUUUGCAUGAAGAGGUGCAUUGAGUAUACUGCAGAGCUAUGAACAGGUGAUCCACAGUAAGAGUGCUGGUCACUUAAAAUUAUAAGAACACUAUUUUAGAGUACCGAUAACUGAGUUGUAUGAAUAAUAUGCGUGAUCGUCAGGUGUAUGACAACACAGUUCUGGUUUAGGCUUAAACAUGAAUUUCCCCCUUGCUGAAGCAUUCAGCAAAGCAUACAGUAUGUGAAAGACUCAACUGAAGAAACUGGUUGAGCUGGUGUGUGAUUCCGAAAAUUAAGCCUUUUUGCAUCAAACCAUUUGUGUUUUGUUUCUGCUAUAGAAAUAGAUUACAAUACCACACUAACUUUCAUUUAAAGGUUUCAAAACUGAUUUAGUGGCACCUCUUUAUUUGUGUUGUGUUGAAACCUCCUGGUUUGGUUUUUGACCAUAGAACUUGUUCCUCUAUGAAUUCAAUAUGAAUUCAGUAUUUUGUCAACAUACACCAUUUUGGAAAGAAGCAUUCCAUGAAUGUGAUGAACUGGAGCAGCGGGGUACUGUGACCAUGGCUGUGUUACUGACGGUGCCAACAGUUGUUAAGCAUGCCAGGCUAGGUGUUAACUUUGUAUGAACCCUAAUUUUGCCUCUGACAUAGAGUAUAUAUUUUCCCUGGAGUGUGUCAUAGGUGUAUGUUUUCAAGCAGGUUGUAAAUAAUGUUUAAAAGCUGUGGAAUGCAGCUACUGAUAGCAUUUCAAAUGUACGGAACACUUUGGUAAACAAAUGAUGCUGUAAAUAUGCCUAAUAAAAUGUUUGGCCAUUA